AUGGAACAAACGUACGCUGAAUGGUUUCAAGAAGAAAUGGAACAUUGUGUAUCUGCGCAAUAUUACCAGCAAGAGCAGGAACGACAGGGAUUCGAAUCUCCUCGCGCUCCAUCAAAAUCUCCAAUCACUUUACAAGCCGUCACACCUCAAGCCUCACAAAUUGAACAAAUGGAACGUGUAUCUGCACAAUAUCAUCAGCAACAGCAGCAACGAGAGGAACUCGAAUUACCUCGCGCUCCAUCGUACUCUCCAAUUAUGCCUCAAGUCCAACAAGCAUCUGCACAGGUAUCUGCAGCCUCAGAAUCCGAAAUCUUCCCCGCAGACUUACCUUCCCCAAGCGUACCAAUCCGUUUAGAACCCCACUCAUCAAUUCUCGAUCAUCUCACACGGCAAUACAAUGCAGUCGGACCGCAGCCAAAUAUUCCCCACGUCAACCAUGCACACAAGGAUCAAGUUGACGUUUCUGAGACGCUGGGCCAACAUUUUACAGAUCGAAUGCCGUUUAUUCGUGCUACGUCCAGAAGACUCCAGGCUGUGAUUGGGGUGAGGAAUGAUUUGCAAUUUGAUUUGUUGAUGGGAACUGGAAAAAACGAUGCAGAUAAUCUGGUUCUUGGGCCAAAUAGGGAAUUGGUGGAUUUAGGGCGCAAGGUGAGGGGACUAGGUGGCUCGAAUGUGAAUGCGAAUGUGAAUAUGGAUAUGAAGAAUAUCAAUGCCGAUACGGGAGAGAGCUCAGAUACGACAGGUCAUGUACGCAAUAUUCACGCUGCUCUCAACGCUCUGCCGGCUUCCUCUACCGCUUCGAAUGCUUCUUCUCAACACCAACAAAGUACCACACAACCCAUGGUCAAUAAUAUCACGCAACAUAGCGAAGCCUACAAAACACCAACAAUAACACCGGCCUUCCCACCCUCAGUUAAUCCCAUCACCGGCCAAGGACUCCGCGACUACCUACUCACGCGCGCGCUGAUUACAGGCUCCAAGAAGAGAGAGUGUAGGAGUAUCUCAUUUCAUGAUUUCACGCCGGAUGUGAGGACAGGAGAAUUUCGAAAUGAAUUGUUGGAGCAUUUUGGAGUGGAUGGGAAGAAUGAAAGGGUGGAGAUUGUGGAGUUGAGUUUACCCGAUGCAAACGGAACCCUCCACCCCUGGCUCUCAAUCCUCAUCCAACGACCUCUCGUAACCCUCAGCACCCCCUCCGCCAGUCCAUCCACCAGCACACCCCCAAACUUCCCCCACCCCACUCCCACUUCCUGGCUCUGUCUCGCCGUACCCCUCGCAAACAUUACCACCUACCCCAUCCAACCCGAUACAUCACUCCCCUCUUCUCUCCUCGAAACCAUACUGAUCAAGAACAAACACGGUCUCCCCACUAAAAAAAUCGCCAAGCGUCAAGAUUAUGACUUUUCCUUCCAAGGUGUUCCUAUCUUUGAGUUCUCGACUCGGAGUUUAUUUGCUGCUACCUUUUUAUCUUCCUCUUUAUCCACCGAGAAUGGAGUCGCAAACGCAAACGCAAAUUCGGAUUUCAACGAGAAUGUAGAACCAAUUGCCGAUUUCCUCUCCGUCAACAAUCUCCCCCCCUACGAUCCCAAAGACCCUUACCGCCAAUUCCCCUCUCAAGUAACCCAAAAUCCCGAACUAUUACACUCUAUCGCCUGCAAAUAUGCAUAUGAAUCGGGACUUCGCGGCGAGAAACUGGCUACAUUUGGGGAGAUAAUGGUGGAUGAUCAGGGCAUUGAUAUUAGCGAGGAACUUUCUCCCAAUGAAGGAGUUUGGUGGAGUGUAUUUUAUAGGGGAAUGAGUGCCGAUCGGAUUAAAUGGGCAAAGAUACGACGUAGUAUGGGACGGGGAAGAUGCAGAGUGGUGGUGAGAUGGCAGGAUGUUCCCGAGGAGUUUAGGGGGAUGGUUGGUGAUUCGGAUGCGGGUUUGAGUAGAAGGACGAGUGAGGUUGAGAAGAUUAUGGAGGAGAUGACGAAGGAGAGUUUGCAGUGGAAGAAGAGAAGGGGAAGAAAGGGUGGGAUGAUGAGUGCUGGUGAUAGACAGAACGUGGGAUUGGGUGUUAUGAAUGCGAAUGUCGGCACUCAUGCUUAUACUACUAGACCGGCAUCGGGAGAAGCAUUGAGGAAUAGCUUGCGCGCGAAAGCAAUUGGUAAUAGAAUGAGUAUGAGCCCAGGUGUCAGUGGAGGUUAUGGAACCCAAAAAUAG
Molecule: messenger RNA, 2199 nt
Organism: Sclerotinia borealis F-4128
Lineage: Eukaryota; Fungi; Ascomycota; Leotiomycetes; Helotiales; Sclerotiniaceae
Source: the annotation of a GenBank genome assembly